Microsporum canis CBS 113480 is the source of this 2148-nucleotide messenger RNA. RefSeq lists its product as hypothetical. The record is from RefSeq and is a predicted model, not a curated record. The transcript has 2 exons. Lineage: Eukaryota; Fungi; Ascomycota; Eurotiomycetes; Onygenales; Arthrodermataceae. Bases 1 to 2148 code for a protein of 715 amino acids.
AUGCAAUUCUUCCACAAGAACAAAUCGCAGCCGACACUCUUGAAUUCCGUGGAGUCGGCUCCGCACAACGACAGCGACCACAGCAUCAACAGCCAGAACCACCACUCCCACCACAGCAGAGACGGUAGCCAGCAGCAGCUUCAUCAUCAUCAUCAUCAGCACCAGCAGCAGCAGCAGCAGCAGCUCUACCAGCAGCAGCACUCGGUUAGCCCCCACCCGCAGCAUACUUUCCAGCCUGCCGCCGGGUCCGGCGAGCUGUCGAGCAGCACGUAUCAACUUGGCCAGCACAGCACCGCCAGCUAUACCCAUCCUGCCCAUGCCGGGAGUCGAUCUGAGAACUUCUCUCUCCCGCUACAGGCAUCAGACCCCUAUCCGCCAGCAGCAGGCAGGCCGACCCUGAACCUCGUCCCCUCCGGCCCCUCAGCGAGCCUUCAGCCUGACCACGGCAUCGACGCUCUCUCUGCCGCCCCGUCGCUCCCCUCCGCUCCUCACAGCACCGAGGCCUCCCCGCUGACCGAAACACAGCCGCGCAAAUCCCGCAGAAGCUUCUUCAGUCUGCAUUCCAAGGACAAGAGUUCCUCGCAGAAUCCCGCCAAGCCUAGUCGAAACGUCUCCGUCAGGAAGAAAAUUAGCAACCCAAUCCCUCACCCGAAGCCGUACCAAGUCGGCCCGCUCCCGCCCUCCGACCCUGCGCCGGACCCAGACGAAGGCGACCUGGCGGAGAAGAAGCUGCCGCAGCUCCCCAACAACUCGUCCCAGCCCAGCCUGCCCCAAUCCAUCUACCCCGCCAGAGGCGCCAGCCGGUCCUCGUCCCACCUUGAUAUCCAGCCCUUUGAGCCUCCGCAGAUCCAGCGUGUCAGCACUGAGCCCCUGGGGCAGCACGAGGAGCACUACAAGGGCCGUACGCAGCAACACAGCCAAUACCAGGCUGGACCUCCUCCUUCCCACAAGCCACUCACCGCGGAAUCCUCAGUUCCAGAUAGACCAGCCCCAGAACUUAAAUAUAACAGGGUAAAGAGGUACUACUUUGAUAAGGAAGCUCAGGUACAGCAACUGCAAAACACUGUUGCCCACCAGCGUAUGUCUGCCUCCAGAACUGUGUUGGAUGAUAACGAAUAUGCCACCCGCUUGGGCCGUCUGGACGGCGCCAUUAACAACCUGUCGUUUAACAUCCGCAAGGACUGGAAGAACAUACCUCCGUGGCUUCAAGGUGUCGUUAACGAAGAUGCUCAUACAGUUGGCACAAAGGAAAUGACCGCUGUUGGGCGGGCUUGCCUUACGCGCUGGAUCGUGGAUGAAUUAUUCGACCGAUAUUUCCACCCCGGACUGGAGCCCAAUCUCAGUCGCCAGCUCAAGCAGAUCGAACGCAACGUUCGACGGAUGGGCAAGUUCGUCACCGAAGAGGAGCAGGAGAACCAUCUAUCUAAAGUCUCCUCCUGGCGUCGCACCACCCUUGAUGGGCUCGGUGAUAUUUUCCAGAGUAAACUCGCGGACGACCACCGAGCGCUCUUGACUCGAAACCUGGUUGAGAAGCUUACAGCCAGCUUGGAAAUGAACCUAAAGACCCCGCCUCCGCCUGGUCUUGAAAAUGGCGUGGCGAUGAUCGUUGAGCUUGCGGUCGGCAUCAGUGCAAAUAUCCCCCUGGAAUCAAGAGAUAUCUCCAUCGACUAUUUCCUCCCCGGCGCCACAAUUGCAGAGUCGCAUAUGAAAAUCGAAACCACUCUACCGCCUCUCUCCAACCCGGGAAUGGAGCCACGUCUGGCCUCGGAGCCAUCCUCUGCCGCAACAGACAGGGUAGACCAGUCGUCAAUCAAGGGUAUCGAGGCGGCCAUCUCCUCGUCCGAGAUACAGGGUGGAGAUGAUAAGGACCCAAACUUCCCCAUUCAGCCUCAACCCGCCAGCCAGGGCCGCAAGAAAUCAGUCUUCGGUUCGUUAAUGGGCAAGAAACCACACCCUGGACCGGGUAAUCCCGUCGAUGCCAUGCGGCCGCCGUCGGGCCAUUUCCGAGAACGCGAGGAGGCCAUCGAAGCCGCUCGUGAGAAGGAAAAUGAAAACCGUAUCCGCUUCGCGGCUUUUGUAUCCGUCGAGGUUCGGAGCAAGGGAGCUGGCAACGUCAUUGUCAAAGCACCCGUCUAUCCAUUCUCAUGA